AUGCCCCAUCUCAACAGCACCAUCUUCAGGCCUUCAGUGCUGACUCUAACUGGGAUUCCUGGCUUGGAGUCUGUGCAGUUCUGGAUUGGGAUUCCUUUCUGUAUCAUGUACAUCAUCGCACUUUUGGGGAAUUCUCUGCUCCUAGUUGUCAUCAAAGUUGAGCGAAGCCUCCAUGAGCCCAUGUACCUCUUCCUAGCAAUGCUUGGGGUAACAGACAUUGCUCUCAGUACUUGCAUCUUACCAAAAAUGUUAGGAAUAUUCUGGUUUCACCUUCCAACCAUAUACUUUGAUGCCUGCCUCUUACAGAUGUGGCUGAUUCACACAUUCCAGGGUAUUGAAUCAGGCAUCUUGUUUGCCAUGGCAUUGGACCGUUAUGUGGCAAUCUGUGAUCCUCUAAGACAUGCAUCCAUCUUUACCCAGCGACUCCUCACUCAAAUAGGAGUAGGAGUCACACUCAGAGCAGCCCUGUUUGUAGCUCCAUGUCUCAUUCUCAUCAAAUGCAGGUUGAAAUUCUACUGGACCACUGUUGUUUCUCAUUCAUACUGUGAGCACAUGGCCAUUGUGAAGCUGGCAGCAGAAGAUGUUCAUGUCAACAAGAUCUAUGGUCUGUUUGUGGCCUUCAGUAUACUUGGGCUGGACAUAAUUUUCAUCACACUCUCUUACAUUAGAAUAUUUAUAACUGUCUUCAAGCUCCCUCAAAAGGAAGCAAGACUCAAAGCCUUUAACACAUGCGUUGCCCACAUUUGUGUCUUCUUGGAGUUUUACCUUCUGGCCUUCUUCUCCUUCUUUACACAUAGGUUUGGCUACCAUGUUCCACCCUACAUUCACAUUCUUCUGUCCAACCUUUACUUACUUGUCCCACCUUUGCUUAAUCCUAUUGUUUAUGGUGUGAAGACCAAACAGAUUCGAGAUCAAGUGUCCAAAAUUUUGUAUUGUAAUUAUUCUCAUUGA
Molecule: messenger RNA, 951 nt
Organism: Mus pahari (shrew mouse)
Lineage: Eukaryota; Metazoa; Chordata; Mammalia; Rodentia; Muridae
Product: olfactory receptor 52A5-like
Exons: 1
Coding region: 1-951 (316 amino acids)
Biological process (GO): G protein-coupled receptor signaling pathway
Cellular component (GO): membrane
Molecular function (GO): olfactory receptor activity; G protein-coupled receptor activity
Source: RefSeq, a predicted model, not a curated record